ACUGAAGGGAAGGCGGUGCUAAUAACAGGCUGUGACAAAGGUUUUGGACAUGCCUUGGCAAAACGGCUUCACGCAAAGGGAUUUACUGUUUUUGCUGGAUGCUUGCUCGCGGACGAGAAUGGGGACGGAGCCAGGGAGCUGAAGAAUAUGAAGUCAGAUCGCAUGAAUGUGCUACAGAUGGAUGUGUGCAGUGACCAGGAGGUGGCUCGGGCUGUGGAUUUUGUGAAGAGGUCCCUGAAGGAGCCAGAGAAAGGUCUGUGGGGCCUGGUGAACAAUGCUGGCGUCUCGACCUUUGGAGAGGUGGAAUUUGCAAGUUUAGACAACUACAAGAAGGUGGCAGAGAUCAACCUGUGGGGCACCGUGAGGGUGACGAAAGCUUUCCUGCCCCUCAUUCGCAGAGCUAAAGGCCGUGUGGUGAAUACCACAAGCAUGUUGGGACGGAUGGUGAGUCCAUCUCGCUCCUGCUAUUGCAUUUCCAAGUUUGGGGUGGCAGCCUUCUCCGACUGCCUCCGGCAGGAGAUGUACCGCUGGGAUGUCAGAGUCAUCCUCAUUGAGCCUAGUAACUUCGUGGCAGCAACAGGCAUCCUGACAGCAGACAGCAUCGACAAACAGGCUGAGGCACUGUGGAGUGGAGCCAGCGACACUGUGCGGGAGGACUAUGGGAGGGAGUAUUUCACUCGCCAUGUGGCCCUGAUGAAGUCCUUUGUUAACAGUGGCCUGAAGGACAUGUCUCUGGUCUUGAAUGACAUCACCGAUGCACUCACUUCCCCGUGCCCGAACAACCGUUACAAUCCCAUGGAGCCCUACUGGUGGGUGAGGCUGCAAGUCAUGACUCACCUGCCCACUGCCAUUGCCGACUGGCUUUACAUCCCCGGAGCCACCCUGUAA
Molecule: messenger RNA, 888 nt
Organism: Fulmarus glacialis (Northern fulmar)
Lineage: Eukaryota; Metazoa; Chordata; Aves; Procellariiformes; Procellariidae
Product: D-beta-hydroxybutyrate dehydrogenase, mitochondrial-like
Exons: 4
Molecular function (GO): oxidoreductase activity
Source: RefSeq, a predicted model, not a curated record